Alternaria novae-zelandiae is the source of this 1194-nucleotide messenger RNA. RefSeq lists its product as uncharacterized. The record is from RefSeq and is a predicted model, not a curated record. The transcript has a single exon. NCBI's taxonomy places the organism in Eukaryota, Fungi, Ascomycota, Dothideomycetes, Pleosporales, Pleosporaceae. Bases 1 to 1194 code for a protein of 397 amino acids.
AUGGCCGACCUCUCGAGAGAAGACCUGCCGACUUCGCAUAGCCCCCACCUCGUCAUCCGGCACCCUACCGAAGAAGAGUGCACGACAAUCUCCACGAAUACAUCCACCGAAUGGAAAGACUCGCUUCCACUUGCGAAAUACUUAGAAGAAGGACAAUUCCUCGCUACGGUUCCUUUAGCCCAGGAUGGAGGCAUGACAGCAUGGAUCUUGGUUCACAAAGAUCAAGCUCCCAACGAACGUCAAAUCUUGUGUUCUUGCGAGGGCUUCUGCAAGCGAUCACUCACGAGCGAUACCAGCGGUACUAUCAGCGAGAACAUUGUGCAUGGCGUGGCCAGCGUCUUCUCCCCGAGCGAGUACCGCGGCCGAGGGUAUGCGGCGCGCAUGAUGCGUGAAUUGGCGAGGACCUUGCAUACGUGGCAAGCAGAAGGAUAUCCAUGUGUAGGAAGCACGCUGUAUUCCGACAUUGGGAAAGAAUUCUAUGCGAAACUAGGCUGGCUCCCAAACUCCACCAAUUCGCACAUCGAGCUGCAACCCUGCGCCAUCGCGUGGCCUUCGCCGACUACACCAGUUAUCGAGGAAGAGAUAAGAAAUCUGUGCAAGCGGGACGAAGACUUGGCUCGGUCCCGCAUGGCAAUACCCACGCAAGAGGCGAAAACUCGUUUUACGAUCAUCCCAGAUCUUGACCAUAUGCUCUGGCACACAUCCAAAGAGGUGUUUGCGACGAAACACCUCUUUGACCGGAUACCCAAUGCGAAAGGAGCGAUAGCUGGCCCGCCCGGCAGCCAAGUCUGGGCACUUUGGACGCAUCGAUACUACAGUCAUCCUGACGCAAGUACGUCACGCAACGUGCUAUACAUACUUCGGCUAGUGAUGGAGGUCGAUGAGACUGCAACAAGGCUAUCUUCCGAUGCAGCAAAACUGCCUGAGCCUGCCAUGUACGAGCAGCAGGCAGUAUACCUUCGGGUGGUUUUGCAGGCAGCCCAGGCCGAAGCCAAAGAAUGGAAACUCGAUGUCGUCAAGCUUUGGGAUCCUACACCCUUGGCUCUAGACAUACUUGCUCAAAGUGGUCUAGAUUUCGAGGUUGUAGAACGGAAGAACGACAGUAUUGCUAGCCUUCUUUGGUACGAUGCAGAUGGUGGUGUCAGUGACGAGAGGCCAUUGUGGCUGAACAACGAGCACUACGCGUGGCAAUAG